Molecule: messenger RNA, 510 nt
Organism: Sclerotinia borealis F-4128
Lineage: Eukaryota; Fungi; Ascomycota; Leotiomycetes; Helotiales; Sclerotiniaceae
Source: the annotation of a GenBank genome assembly
AUGCAUUUCUCCUUGAUUGCCUCUACCCCCCUCCUCUUCCUCUCCGCUCUUACCUCAGCUGCUCCAACCUCCAUUACAUCAGCCAUUGAAGCCCGCGCCUCUACUCAAAUCUACUACCUCGUCAACUGCUUCAACAACAUCACCUCCGCUGCUUAUGCUGAGACUGACUACUACCAAAGCAGCAAGUCUUUGUCUCCUCCCGGGCCAACCCCAACCGAGACAGCGAUCCUCAAUACCGAAGACUCUAUUGACUUCGAAGAUGGAACCUGGGUAGCCACUACCCCAUUCACCAUCACUGCCGUCAUCGGCGAAGACGCCUACACCGCCACAUCGGGUACCCUCGUUGGUUCAGCUACCGCCAGCACCUCUACCAAGGCUUUGUCUUGUAUCCGUCUUACAAGAUUUGUCUUGUAUGAGCCAAAGGUUGACGAGCAAUGCUACAGCGACUACGCUUGCAAGAUAAGCCUCACAAAAUUUCCUCCACAAACGAGUACCCAUGAACUAAGCUGA